GUGAUGUGUUGUUCAUUUGGCAAGAUGUCGGGCCACGAUCAGCUGGUGCACUGUCUGUGUGAAUUAACAAGGUUGCUGUGGAAGCUGCUGCUUCCCCUGGUGUUUCUGGUGGUGCUGCUGAUCGCUGUUCUGGUCCUGUUGGUGCUUGCGGUGCGUUUCUGGCUCCAGAGCAGCAAGAAUGCUCGGCGGGCGAGGGAUGGACGUCCCACCGUGGCCUUCUUCCACCCUUACUGCAACGCUGGCGGUGGGGGAGAGAGGGUGCUUUGGUGUGCCAUUCGGGCGCUGCAGAGCAGGUACGUGGACAUCAACUUUGUGGUGUACACGGGGGACCUUGGUGUCACGGGUCAGCAGAUCCUGGAAGGGGCGAGACGGCGAUUCAACAUCGUGCUCCCCCGCCCGGUGCAGUUUGUGUUCCUGAGGCACCGGCUGCUGGUGGAGCCCGGCUUGUUCCCUCACUUCACGCUGCUGGGACAGAGCGUGGGCUCCAUCUUCCUGGGAUGGGAGGCGCUGACGGAGUUCGUUCCGGACCUUUACAUCGACUCCAUGGGCUUUGCCUUCACUCUGCCUCUGUUCCGCUACCUGGGGGGCUGCAGUGUGGGGAGCUACGUUCACUACCCCACCAUCAGCACCGACAUGCUGUCUGUGGUGAGAGAGAGGAACCCCAGGUUCAACAACGCUGACUACGUCUCCAACAGUCUGUUCCUGAGUGCCUUCAAGGUGGUAUACUACUGCCUGCUCGCCCUGCUCUACGGCAUGGCGGGCUCCUGCAGCGACCUUGUCAUGGUCAACUCUUCCUGGACCCUGGACCACAUCCUGUCUCUGUGGCGUGCCCCAAACCGCACCAGCGUGGUUUACCCACCCUGCGAUGUCAGCGCCUUCUUGGACGUCCCGCUGGAGGAGGACGGGGACAGGAAGUGCCACUCCAUCGUCUCCAUCGGGCAGUUCAGGCCGGAGAAGGACCACCGGCUGCAGAUCAGAGCCUUCAAGAAGGUGCUGGACAGGGGGAGGGCGGGGCCGCUGAAGCUGGUUCUGAUCGGAGGGUGCAGGAACCAGGAGGAUGAGGACCGGGUGCUCAUGUUGAGGGGCCUCUGCCAGGAGCUGGGUGUGGCCGACAGGGUGGAGUUUAAACUGAACGUCUCCUUCGAGGAGCUGAAGAGAGAGCUGGGGGACGCCACCAUCGGACUGCAUACCAUGUGGAACGAACACUUUGGAAUCGGCAUUGUGGAGUGUAUGGCAGCAGGGAAGAUCAUUCUGGCGCACAAGUCCGGCGGUCCCAAGAUGGACAUCGUGGUUCCUUUUGAGGGGGGCCAGACGGGCUUCCUGGCGGACGACGAGGACAGUUACGCGGAGGCCGUGGAGAGGAUCCUGGCGCUGUCGCCCGGCGGUCGGCUGCUCAUCAGACGCAACGCCCGUCAGUCUGUAGCGCGCUUCUCAGAUCAGGAGUUCGAAGCCUGCUUCCUCGCUGCCAUGGAGCCUCUGAUGGGAUCACUUGAACGAUGAGGAAAGGACUCUUUGUGUGCAUGUACAGUUUACGUUAUACUGACACUUGAGCACCUUUACUUUGAUGCACUUAGGGCCGCUUUCACGCUGUUGGACUGGAGACCCAUCUCUCUCAGAGGGCUGCUCGAGUUGCUGUUAUGUUCUUUUGACUGAAAUGAAUAAAGACAGUUUCCAAUCAUUCCUUUAAAUGCCUGAGUGCAGUUCAGAGGCACGUCCCUAUACCAGUCAAGUAAAAUAUGUCUUUGCCUCGUCGUCGGGUAGAAUCCAGAUAUAGAAAAAUGUGUAGUUCUCUUGUAACAAGUUGUGUUUGUAAAUAAUUGACCCUGUUAAAUGACAUUGCAUUUUACAGGACGCUAUACGAUGGGUAAAUGGGAACAAAUGAGUGUAUUAGAUGGCUGUAAAAUGUGCUGAUAAAUGUUGAGGGUCUAAAUAGAAACAUAUUUAUUGUUGACAAGCACUAGAAUUCUCUUCAUGCUCUUAAUGUGAAGUAUUUUUGAUAUUGACCAUGAAUGUAAUAAAGAUAUUAUGGGAAUAA
This is a messenger RNA of Eleginops maclovinus (Patagonian blennie), 2035 nucleotides long. It is a transcript of the gene alg11, whose product is annotated as ALG11 alpha-1,2-mannosyltransferase. NCBI's taxonomy places the organism in Eukaryota, Metazoa, Chordata, Actinopteri, Perciformes, Eleginopidae. Gene Ontology annotation, molecular function: GDP-Man:Man(3)GlcNAc(2)-PP-Dol alpha-1,2-mannosyltransferase activity. The record is from RefSeq and is a predicted model, not a curated record. The coding region runs from base 4 to 1500 and encodes 498 amino acids. Gene Ontology annotation, cellular component: endoplasmic reticulum membrane. The transcript has 5 exons. Gene Ontology annotation, biological process: protein N-linked glycosylation.